GUGUUAACAUUGAAUGCGGAGAACACUAAUUAUGCCUAUCAAGUUCCAAACUUCCAUAAAUGUGAAAUCUGUCUGCUCUCAUUUCCAAAAGAGUCCCAGUUUCAACGCCACAUGAGGGACCACGAGCGAAAUGACAAGCCACACCGAUGUGACCAGUGUCCCCAAACAUUCAAUGUUGAAUUCAACCUGACCCUGCAUAAAUGCACCCACAGCGGGGAAGAGCCCACCUGCCCGGUGUGUAACAAGAAGUUCUCCAGAGUGGCGAGCCUCAAAGCGCACAUUAUGCUGCACGAGAAGGAGGAGAACCUCAUCUGCUCGGAGUGUGGGGAUGAGUUUACUCUGCAGAGCCAGCUGGCCAUCCACAUGGAGGAGCACCGUCAGGAGCUGGCGGGUCCCCGCACCCACACGUGUAAGGCCUGCCGGAAGGAGUUUGAGACCUCUGCGGAGCUGAAGGAGCACACGAAGACGCACUAUAAAAUUAGGGUGUCCAGUACGAGGUCUUACAACCGGAACAUUGACAGAAGUGGAUUCACAUACUCGUGUCCACACUGCGGAAAGACAUUUCAAAAGCCAAGUCAGUUAACGCGGCAUAUUAGGAUACACACAGGUGAAAGACCGUUUAAGUGCAGCGAGUGUGGAAAAGCUUUCAACCAGAAGGGGGCACUGCAGACACACAUGGUCAAGCACACAGGGGAGAAGCCUCACGCCUGUGCCUUUUGUCCCGCUGCCUUUUCUCAGAAGGGGAACCUGCAGUCGCACGUGCAGAGGGUUCACUCCGAGGUCAAGAAUGGGCCCACCUAUAACUGUACAGAGUGCAGCUGUGUCUUUAAAAGCCUUGGCAGCCUCAACACUCACAUUAGCAAGAUGCACAUGGGCGGGCCUCAGAACCCAGCAGGCCCCCAAGAGACGGCACAUGUUCUCACGGCCACACUCUUCCAGACGUUACCUCUUCAGCAGCCGGAGGCCCAGGUCACGCCAGCCCCCAGUCAGCAGAACUCUCAGGCAGUGACCGAUGUCAUCCAGCAGCUUCUGGAGCUGUCGGAGCCGGGCCCCGCGGAGCCCCAGCAGCCCCCUGCCCCUGGGCAGCAGCUCAGCAUCACUGUGGGCAUCAGCCAGGACAUCCUCCAGCAAGCCUUAGAAAACAGUGGGCUGUCUUCAAUUCCAGUUACAGCACACCCUAACGACCCCAGCCACGCCAAGACCUCUGCAGCGCAGAUGCAGAACGCUGGUGUUCCGAGCAUUUCAAACGAACACACUGGCCCUACAGACCCCGAGCAAGAGAAGGAGCAGGAAAGCCCAGAGAAGGCGGAUAAAAAAGAAAGAAAAAUUAUAAAGAAGAAGUCUCCAUUUCUACCUGGCUCCAUCCGCGAGGAGAACGGGGUGCGGUGGCACGUGUGUCCCUACUGCACCAAAGAGUUCCGCAAGCCCAGCGACUUGGUACGCCACAUCCGUAUCCACACCCAUGAGAAGCCCUUCAAGUGCCCACAGUGCUUCCGGGCCUUCGCCGUGAAGAGCACGCUGACCGCACACAUCAAGACCCACACGGGCAUCAAGGCCUUCAAGUGCCAGUACUGCAUGAAGAGCUUCUCUACCUCGGGCAGCCUCAAGGUGCACAUCCGUCUGCACACAGGGGUUAGACCUUUUGCUUGUCCUCACUGUGACAAAAAGUUUCGAACCUCAGGCCACAGGAAGACUCACAUUGCUUCCCACUUUAAACAUACGGAGUUGCGGAAGAUGAGGCACCAGCGUAAACCCGCCAAGGUGCGUGUUGGCAAGACGAGUGCUCCAGUCCCCGAUAUCCCUCUGCAGGAGCCAAUCCUCAUAACUGACCUAGGUCUUAUCCAGCCCAUUCCAAGAAAUCACAUUUUCCAAAGUUAUUUUAAUAAUAAUUUUGUAAAUGAAGCAGAUAGGCCGUACAAGUGCUUUUACUGUCAUCGUGCAUAUAAAAAAUCUUGCCACCUUAAACAACACAUCAGGUCACAUACAGGGGAGAAGCCUUUUAAAUGCUCUCAGUGCGGGAGAGGCUUUGUCUCUGCGGGCGUGCUCAAAGCACACGUCCGCACGCACACGGGGCUCAAGUCUUUCAAGUGUCUCAUCUGUAAUGGAGCCUUCACGACGGGUGGGAGCCUGCGGCGGCACAUGGGCAUCCACAAUGACCUCCGCCCCUACAUGUGCCCCUACUGCCAGAAGACGUUCAAGACCUCGCUCAACUGCAAAAAGCACAUGAAGACCCACAGGUACGAGCUCGCCCAGCAGCUGCACCAGCGGGCUGCCUCGAUGGACGCCAGCACCGUGGGCCAGGAGGGCAUGCACGUGGGGAUGGAGAGCGAGGAGCUGCCGCCAGCUGCCGAGGCUGUCGCGGCGAGCCCCGAGGCCGUGCUCCAGCUGGAGCCGCAGCACGUCGUGGGCACGGGGGACGCUGGACUGGGGCAGCAGUUGGCAGGUCAGCCCCUGGACACCGACGAAGAUGGCUUUGUGGCCCCACAGGACCCCCUGCGAGGGCACAUCGAGCAGUUUGAGGAGCAGCCUUCUCCGCAGCAGUCCUUUGAGCCAGCAGGGCUGUCACAAGGUUUUACAGUGACGGAUACGUACAGCCAGCAGACGCAGUUUCCACCUGUCCAACAACUACAAGACUCUAGCACGCUCGAGUCUCAAGCCCUGUCCACGAGCUUCCACCAGCAGGGCUUACUGCAGGCCCCUGGCUCGGACAGCAUGCACGCAACAGCGCGCUUGAUCCAGGAGCCGUCUCAGGAAGAGCUGGACCUGCAGGCGCCACGGCCCCAGUUCCCGGAGGAUGGCGAGGACCAGAGCAGGCGCUCUUACAGGUGUGACUAUUGCAACAAAGGCUUUAAGAAGUCCAGCCACCUGAAGCAGCACGUGCGGUCGCACACGGGCGAGAAGCCCUAUAAGUGCAAGCUCUGUGGACGCGGUUUCGUCUCCUCCGGGGUCCUCAAGUCCCACGAGAAGACCCACACAGGCGUGAAGGCCUUCAGCUGCGGUAUCUGCAGCGCCUCCUUCACCACCAACGGCAGCCUCACGCGCCACAUGGCAACGCACAUGAGCAUGAAGCCUUACAAGUGUCCGUUCUGCGAGGAGGGCUUCCGGACCACCGGCCACUGCAAGAAGCACAUGAAGAGACACCAGGCAGUCCCCGCGGCUGUGCCCGCAGCUGGAGAGACGGAAGGCGGAGACAUCUGCCUGGAGGAGGAGGAGGAGAAUUCUGAGCGCAGUGCAUCAAGAAAGUCUCGUCCCGAGGUCAUCACUUUCACAGAGGAGGAGACGGCCCAGCUAGCCCGGAUCCGACCCCAGGAAGGUGCUACAGUGUCAGAGAAGGUCCUAGCACAGUCGGCAGCAGAAAAGGACCGUGUCAGUGAGCUGAGGGACAGGCGUGCGGAGCUGGAGGCCGAGCCCAAGCAUGCCAACUGCUGCACCUACUGCCCCAAGAGCUUCAAGAAGCCCAGCGACCUGGUCAGGCACGUUCGGAUCCACACUGGGGAAAAGCCAUAUAAAUGUGACGAGUGCGGGAAGAGUUUCACCGUCAAGUCCACCCUGGACUGCCACGUGAAGACGCACACAGGACAGAAGCUGUUCAGCUGUCACGUCUGCAGCAAUGCGUUCUCCACGAAGGGGAGUCUGAAAGUGCACAUGCGCCUGCACACGGGGGCCAAGCCUUUCAAGUGCCCGCACUGCGAGCUGCGCUUCCGCACCUCGGGGCGCAGGAAGACGCACAUGCAGUUCCACUACAAGCCAGACCCCAAGAAACCCAGGAAGCCCGCCACGCGCAGCGUGUCUGAAGGGCUGCCGCCUGGACACCUGCUCGGCUCCUCGUCCCCCGCUGACCCCAGCGUUUUCAUCAUGAACAGCUCCGUCCUGACGGGGCAGUUUGAGCAGAAUGUGCUGCCGCAGGGAGUGGUGGGCCAGGCCAUUCUCCCAGCCUCUGUGUCUGCCGGUGGGGACCUGACCGUGUCCCUGACGGACGGGAGCUUGGCCACCCUGGAAGGCAUCCAGCUGCAGCUGGCUGCUAACUUGGUUGGCCCAAAUGUGCAGAUUUCCGGGAUCGACGCCUCCAGCAUUAACAACAUCACCCUGCAGAUCGACCCGAGUAUUUUGCAGCAAACAUUACAGCAGGGUAACCUGCUCGCUCAGCAGCUCACGGCGGAGCCUGGCUUGGCCCCACAGAGCAGCUCUCUUCAGGCCCCAGACAGCACAGUCCCUGCUGGCGUCGUCCUCCAGCCCAUCCCAGGCCUGUCCUUGCAGCCCACGGUGACGUCUGCGAACCUGACCGUCAGCCCGCUGUCUGAGCAGGACCCCGUGCUCCCCACCAGCGGCAGCGGGACCCAAGACCUGGCGCAAGUGGUGACCUCUCCAGGACUGGCAUCGGCCUCUGCGGGCCCCCACGAGAUCACCUUGACCAUUAACAACUCCAGUCUCAGCCAGGUCCUGGCACAGGCUGCUGCGCCCACCACAGCGCCGUCAUCGGGGUCUCCCCAGGAAAUCACUCUGACUAUCUCUGAACUUCACACCACAACCGGGAGCCUUCCUUCAACAACCCCCGUGUCUCCAUCGGCCAUCUCGACACAGAACCUGGUCAUGUCGUCAGCAGGCGUGGGCGGGGAUGCCAGCGUCACGCUGACCCUGGCUGAUGCUCAGGGUGUGCUGUCUGGAGGUCUGGACACCGUCACUCUCAACAUCACUUCUCAGGGCCAGCAGUUCCCGGCGCUGCUCACGGAUCCUUCCCUCUCAGGCCAAGGUGGAGCAGGCUCCCCGCAGGUGAUCCUGGUGAGCCACACCCCCCAGCCGUCCUCAGCCACCUGUGAAGAGAUUGCCUACCAGGUGGCUGACGUCUCUGCAAGCCUGGCCCCGAGCAGCCAGCCCGAGAAGGAAGGCCGGGCACACCAGUGUGUGGAGUGUGACCGCGCCUUCUCGUCCGCCGCGGUGCUGCUGCACCACAGCAAGGAGGUGCACGGCCAGGAGCGCAUCCAUGGCUGCCACGUGUGCAGGAAGGCCUUCAAACGCGCCACACACCUCAAGGAGCAUAUGCAGACGCACCAGGCCGGCCCGUCCUUAAGCUCCCAGAAGCCGAGAGUGUUUAAGUGUGACACUUGUGAAAAGGCGUUUGCCAAGCCGAGCCAGCUGGAACGACACAGCCGCAUCCACACAGGCGAGCGACCGUUCCGCUGCACCCUCUGUGAGAAGGCUUUCAACCAGAAGAGCGCGCUGCAGGUGCACAUGAAGAAGCACACCGGGGAGCGGCCCUACAAGUGCGACUACUGCAUCAUGGGCUUCACGCAGAAGAGUAACAUGAAGCUGCACAUGCGGCGGGCGCACAGCUACACCGGGACGCUGCAGGAGCCCGUGGGACCACGGGAGCCGGAGGCUGUGGAGCUGAGCCGGCCCCUGCCUCUAGAAGAGGUGGUGCGCGAGGCUGCAGGCGAGUGGCCGGCCCUUGCCAACGUGUUCUGAUGCCAGCCAGGCCUGGGGACCUUUCCAAAGUUGCAUUCUGUGACGAAUGACGCACUUGGGAUUUCUGUUUCUCAGCUUCAAGUGUUAACGUUCCCACAGUAGUUUUUUUAACUACAAAACUAUCUACAGAAUCAUCGUCUUUCACAGACUUGUAGAAAAACUGGGGAAAAUGUGAACGCGCUGCCAUCAGUGUCUCCAGUCACCCAACUCAGGUAGUGUGCUGGCAGCUCCAUGUCCCCACGGCCAGCGCUGCAGCCAGCGAGGAGCUAAGUGGACGUCACUGUCAUCGUAGAGCAGUUUCUUUGUAUUAGCAAAGGUGAACGGUACCGUGGAGAAGCCGCCAGGUCUGCACUCGUGCUUUCUGUUAUAGGGAGCGUGGCUUACGAGACAACGCAGCAUAGAAGGAAACAUCACAAUGCACAGGAGGUGUUUUUCCACUUCCUCUCUGCGUUUUGAAAAUUAAUAAAUUUGACUCUUUCUAGCUUACCAUCAGCUAAUGUAACUAAUACCAUGAGAGUCGGCUGGGCCAAUUCUCUCUCCAUUGCGAGGAUCUCAUCGUUAGUGGCAAGAACAGUGUCCGGGGCGUCCACGGGGAACGUGAGGACUCUGCCUGUGCACAGGGCGCUGGCACACCUGCACAUGUCUGCCUGGGCUGGGCCGAGGUCCCCGCAGAAGCACAAGCCAUACGUUGCAGAGAGGAAAUAGCAGGACUGUCCUGGAGCAAGUGACCGGGCCCUGUCCUCCUCAGUAAGUAAGAACCAUGUUUGUAGCUUAAGGAUAAGGAUCUAUGAAAACCCGUGACUUCCUCCUUGUGCAUCAACAGGUGUAUUUUUUAUUUCAGGGAGCUCUUAGUGUCAUCGAUGGUGCCACCUUCAACAUGCCCCAUACCAACCCCCUCGGCCCCGCGUCGGGCGGAGCGUGCGCCGUCCUUACGCAUUCCAAAGAUGGAAGGUUCUUCGUGCUGGCUUCCCUCGAGCUUAUUUGUGUGUUCUCCGUAUAAGCACGUCUGCAUAGACAGACCCGCGAGCCUCUGUGUGACUGAGCGGUAUACCCUGUAAAUACGAGCACCAGCCCCAGGUGCAGGAGAGCACCCCAGUCUCACCUCCGACAAGCACUUCACAUCAGUAUUGGAUUCAUCUUACUAAUGAGUGGGCGUCUUCUCUCCUUGUAAUGUAAAGCUGGGUCUAUUUUUGUUUCCUGAAAAAUAAUUGCCUUUAUUUUCUCUCAUUGCCUCCUUGGUUUCAGAAAAGCGUAGUUUUAUUAUAAAUAUUGUAUGGACUUUGUAUAUGAAGAGAGGAGCCCAUUUCAGAUUCCUAAGAAAGAGACAUUUCACUGUUCUUUUGAAAGGGCAUCUUUUGAUUUGUUGUUGUUCACUUUUCACAUAUGUAUAUAAGUAAUAGUGAUGGUGAUACGAAAACUUUUGUUAUGUGAAAAUAUUUAAGUCAGAAAACUGUUAAAUAAUAUUACUUUUUUUUUCAAACUGCUUUGUGUACUGUAUAUUUUUUUAAGGAAAAAAAGCCUUAUUUGACUUAUUCUUGUGAUACUGGAUUUCAUAUAAAUCCCAAGGUUUCCCUUGAAUGUCAAAGCGCGAAUCUGGCUGUGCUCAGUGUAAUUGUAAUUGUGCUAGAGUUUUAAAAGUUCUGCUUUUAAUGCACUUUUCCUUUUAUAAUUUUGUAUUAAGAUAUUUUAGUAAUGUUAAUUAAUCUUAGUGAACAAAUAUCCCUAAAGUUGGAAAUUAUUGCAAUUUUAGAUUCUUUGUUUCACUGGGUUAUUUAUUUGGCUUUUAGCAUUAAAUGUCACCUCAGGAUGGCUCGGAAAGGGGCUGUUUAAUUCCCAGUUGUAUAGAAAGUAUAGCCUAGUGAACUGUAUUAGUUUAUUGCCUAUUUAACGCCUUAACAGGUGAAUUUAAAACUUAUUUUUGUUUAGGUUGAAGAAAAAGGAAAAAAAAAACCCUAUUAAUAAUCUACUUUGUGUCUUUCCCAAUUUAUCUGCAGGCACACACGUCGUGUGUAUUAUUUUUAUUUACUCCCUAAUUAUGAAAGCUGCUGCUUUGCAAAACAUUCCUUGAAAAUAUCAGGUUUUAAUGUGACACGAUUUCACUUGAAUCUUUGCAGUGUACAGGCUGAUCUCUGUGUUUUACCUGUUGAUUAAAAAGUCGUUUUAGAAAAGGGAUUUCUAGGCUUGUACACAACUACAGGCUUGAGGAUAGGGUUCUGUAUUUUAAAAUCUAUCUUAUCGUAGCAUAUCUGAUCUGGAAUAGCUAUAAAUUAAAAGAUGAAGUUAAAAAUAUUUAAGGUAAAAUAGUUUGGCAUGUGAACUCAUUUCAAGUUCAAGUAUUUUUUAACAGAAGAGAACUUGAAUGACAUUUUUCUUUACUUCUGUGAAGUCCAGACCCUCCGUGUCUUUUUGAAGAGCUCCCAGUUCAGUGGUCAGGACUUGGCUUCAGGAUGGUGAGUGUAGUCCUGUGCAAGUGACAUUCCUGCCGCAGCCGUCCUGCCAGCCGUCCUGUCAGACGACACCUGCCCUGUCCAAAACCUCCUUUCCUGGGGAGUGACUGUUAAGCACUUAGAUCAGCUGAAAGAACAAAUUACCUUUCAAAGAUACUGUGCUUAAGACCGGUACGGAGCUUAAACCCGGCCAAGGUGCAGGAGGGCCCGGUGUGUGUAGAAUCCAGCUGGGCAGUGUGUACAUGGCCAUGUCUUCAUAGGAUGCAACAGAGCAGAUAAAAGCACGCUUCAGAUAUGUAAACUUGGAUCCUCUCCCACCCCAGCAAGCCCUGCUGCUGCCCCUUUAGGCCCCAGAGGUACUUAGUGGAGUGUCUAAGUAGAGGAAAGCUGUGACCACGGUCUAGGCGAUGCCACUUGGUUCAGCCGAGGAGUCUCAGGCCUGCUCUGAACCCUAAGGAUGCUGCGUGGUGGAACGUGGGCAGUCGUGCGCAUACACUGCAGCGUGCUUGGUCGUUGCUAGCGUGCUCAGUCAUUGCCAGCAUGCUCAGUCGCCGCCAGUAUGCUGAACCAUUGGUAGCAUGCUCAGUCAUCAUUAGUGUGCUUAGUCAUCACUGGUGUGCUGAGUCCUUGCCAGUGUGCUGAGUCAUCGCUAGCAUACUCAGUCAUCACUAGUGUGCUUAGUCAUCACCAGUAUGCUGAGUCAUUGGUAGCAUGCUCAGUCAUCAUUAGUGUGCUUAGUCAUCACUGGUGUGCUGAGUCCUUGCCAGUGUGCUGAGUCAUCGCUAGCAUACUCAGUCAUCACUAGUGUGCUUAGUCAUCACCAGUAUGCUGAGUCAUUGGUAGCAUGCUCAGUCAUCAUUAGUGUGCUUAGUCAUCACUGGUGUGCUGAGUCCUUGCCAGUGUGCUGAGUCAUCGCUAGCAUACUCAGUCAUCACUAGUGUGCUUAGUCAUCACCAGUAUGCUGAGUCAUUGGUAGCAUGCUCAGUCAUCAUUAGUGUGCUUAGUCAUCACCAGUGUGCUGAGUCAUCACCAGUGUACUCAGUCAUCAUUAGUGUGCUUAGUUAUCGCCAGAGUGCUCAGUCAUCAUCGCCAGUGUGUGCUGACUCAUUGCCAGCGUGCUGAGUCAUUGCCAGUGUGCUGAAUCAUUGCCAGUAUGCUCAGUCAUCGCCAGUGUGCUGAGUCAUUGCCAGUGUGCUGAGUCAUUGCCAGUAUACUCAGUCAUUGCCAGUGUACUAAAUUUUUGCUAGCGUGCUCAGUCAUCACCAGUGUGCUCAGUCAUCACUAGCAUGCUCAGUCAUCACCAGUGUGCUCAGUCAUCACCAGUGUGCUCAGUCAUCACCAGUGUGCUCAGUCAUUACUAAUAUGCACACUCAUUGCCAGAGUGCUCAGUCCUUACUAGCGUGCUGAGUCAUUACUAGCAUGCUCAGUCACUGCCAACAUGCUUGGUCAUCACUAGCAUGUCCAGUCAUUGCUAGUGUGCUCAGUCGCUGCCAGUGUGCUCAGUCAUUAGUAGCAUGCUCGGUCACUGCCAAUGUGCUUAGUCAUUACUAAUGUGCACACAUGUUGCCAGCGUGCUCAGACUCUGACUCAGUCCCCUUAUUGUAGGUCCCACCCAUGGUCAUUUUUAAGUAUAACUAGUGUCCUCUGUCUUCCUUUGGGCUCUAACAUUAGUGCGCAAGAGACACUGCGUUACUACAGGUACAAGAUUUUCAGAAGUAGAAGUUAAGUUUCAGUUCUACCUUUGGGUUUUUAUCUUUUCAGAAGAGUAUUUAUAACUUAUUAAGGUACACAUCUUAACAGUAAAUGACCGUCACACAGAUUUCUGUGAGUAACGUUUCUUUAAAGAAAUACCUAAGCCAGUCAGACUGCUUUCUGGCUACUCUCUUUAGGGGGUAUCUGAUGCCACCUGUCUUGCAGGAGUUUUUCACUGAAGUGAAUUGCAGAGUCAGUCCCGUGCCCCCGCCCCGAGGAAGUUAACCCAAGCACGGUCGUGCUCCGCUCCUUUCCUGAGAGCUGCUGCGCGAUGAGCCUGGUUCUGGGUUGAGAGUGCUCUCCUUUGCCAUCUAAUCUGUACUCACGGAACGCAGGAGCUUUGGGUCUUCCGCAGUGACAUUUCAGAAGUGCCUACACACAGAGCCCAGCGUCCUGUCGUUUGCAGUUUGUGGUCUCCAGAUGUCUGUUCUAGUGGAAAGCCCCGUGCUGAAACCCAGUUGCAUCUCCUUGCGUGGUCUAACACGUGGGGGCACAGGGCCCUUUAAGGUGAGAAGCCUCACACACCCCCCGCCGGGCAAGAUUCCAGAGCCACGGGCCACAGCCGGCUGUUACAUCCUGUCUGAGUCCACCCCCUGCCUCAGACACACAUGUGCACGGGUGGGCGCACACGCUGGCCUCUCCCUGCACGCUCCCCCAGCCCCGGGCGUGUGGCACUUUGCUGGCAGAGGACUAGCCGGUGUCCACCCAAGAACAGGAGCAGCAUCAGAGGGUUCCACUGCUUCAUCUUUUUAUGUGAGACUUUACAGCAUGAAGACUUUGUAUUCAAUCAAGGUUUGUAUUAUGUUUGACAGACUAAAAUGACAGCAAUUUGUUUUUGAUUCACCACUAAAGACAAUUUUUAAAGUUAAUUUUUUUAAUUUACAGAAGAGUUCUCUUUUUACCUUCAAAAUUGUUUUGUGGUCUAUUUAUACAUUGGAUGAUAUUUAUUUAAUCCGAUUUUGUAUUAGAAAUGGAUAGUU
This is a messenger RNA of Tupaia belangeri chinensis (Chinese tree shrew), 10642 nucleotides long. RefSeq names its product zinc finger protein 236 (gene ZNF236). Gene Ontology annotation, cellular component: nucleus. Bases 112 to 5463 code for a protein of 1783 amino acids. Gene Ontology annotation, molecular function: RNA polymerase II cis-regulatory region sequence-specific DNA binding; DNA-binding transcription factor activity, RNA polymerase II-specific. Gene Ontology annotation, biological process: regulation of transcription by RNA polymerase II. The transcript is spliced from 30 exons. The record is from RefSeq and is a predicted model, not a curated record. NCBI's taxonomy places the organism in Eukaryota, Metazoa, Chordata, Mammalia, Scandentia, Tupaiidae.